UCAACAUGGUGGUGCAACUUGUGGGUUCCCUUCGAAAAGAGUUGGCCGACUCCCUCUCUAAGUCCAAGGUUUUGGUGGUGGGAGCAGGAGGUAUCGGCUGUGAGCUGCUUAAGAACCUCGUUCUCACAGGCUUCCAAAACAUCGAAGUGAUUGACUUGGACACAAUUGAUGUCAGCAAUUUGAAUCGGCAGUUCCUCUUUCAGAAAAAGCAUGUUGGCAAGUCUAAAGCACAGGUCGCCAAAGAGAGUGCCUUGCAGUUUUGCCCCUCUGCAAACAUCACUGCCUACCAUGACAGCAUCAUGAAUCCUGAUUACAACGUUGAGUUCUUCAAAAAUUUCAUUCUGGUGAUGAAUGCUCUGGAUAACCGAGCUGCCCGCAACCAUGUGAACAGGAUGUGUUUGGCAGCCGACAUUCCUCUCAUUGAGAGUGGCACAGCAGGAUACCUUGGACAGGUCACGGUAAUCAAGAAGGGAAUGACCGAGUGCUAUGAGUGCCAGCCUAAACCUGCUCAGAAGACCUUCCCAGGGUGCACUAUAAGAAACACACCAUCUGAGCCCAUUCACUGCAUUGUCUGGGCAAAGUAUCUCUUCAACCAGCUAUUUGGAGAAGAGGACGCUGAUCAAGAUGUCUCACCUGAUACUGCGGAUCCAGAGGCUUCAUGGAACCCUGAAGAAACUGCAGCUCGCGCUACAGCCGCAGAAAAGGAUGGAGAUGUCAAGCGUGUUUCUACCAAGCAGUGGGCCCGCGGCAACAAAUAUGAUGCCAUCAAACUCUUCAAUAAGCUUUUCAAAGAUGACAUCAUGUACCUAUUAACUAUGGAUAAACUGUGGAAAAAAAGGAAAGCUCCUACACCACUGGACUGGCAGCAACUGGAGAAAACUGGAUACCCUAAGGAAGAAUCCUCCGGUUCAGGUUUAAAGGACCAGCAGGUUCUUGGUAUUUGGGGCUACUGCAAACUAUUUCAGGAAAGCGUGGAGACCCUCCACUCAUUGUUAGAAGAGAAAGGAGAUGGUGCAGAGCUCGUUUGGGAUAAGGAUGACCCUCCUGCCAUGGACUUUGUCACAGCAGCAGCUAACCUCCGAAUGUACAUCUUCAGCAUGAACAUGAAAAGUCGCUUUGACGUCAAGUCGAUGGCAGGUAACAUAAUCCCAGCUAUUGCGACAACCAAUGCUGUCAUCGCUGGACUCAUUGUGUUGGAGGGGCUCAAGAUUCUGGCAGGGGAACUGGAAUCCUGCCGCACGAUCUUCUUGAAUAAGUGUCCUAACCUCAGGAAGAAGCUGCUAGUUCCUUGUAUCCUAGACCCGCCUGGCCCCAACUGUUACGUGUGUGCCAGCAAGCCUGAAGUCACAGUCAAAAUCAAUGUCCACAAGACAAUGGUCCUCUCUCUGCAAGACAAGAUCUUAAAGGAGCGGUUUGGCAUGGUUGCUCCAGAUGUUCAGAUAGAAGAUGGAAAAGGGACAAUCCUAAUCUCCUCAGAGGAAGGAGAGACUGAAGCCAACAACAGCAAGUUUCUUUCUGAUUUUGGGAUCCGUAAUGGGAGUCGACUCCAAGCUGAUGACUUUCUCCAAGACUACACACUCCUUAUUAACGUCUUGCAUGCUGAAGAUCUAGAGAGGGAUGUAGAAUUUGAAGUGGUUGGUGAAGCUCCAGACAAAGCACCGCCACCCCAAAGCAACCAGGAAGAACUUAGCAUCACAAAUGGCAACAAGGACUCUGCCCAGCCAUCUACCUCCUCUAAAGUCCCGGCAGAUGAUGAUGACCUAAUGGUUGUGGACUCUGAUGACGAUGCGGAGGCGUCGUCCAGCUCUGCAACAGUCACAAGCACCACCAAGAGGAAGCUUUCAGAUGGAGAAAUUGGCGAGACCUCUACCAAGCGUCCGCGGACACAUAAGUCAAGUGCAGCAGUUGUCACUGAAGAUGACAAUGAUGACAUCAUCGCUUUGGACUAAAUACCUCUAGUUUCCUGGAGGAUCACAAACUCUUUGAAAUAUUGCCAAUUUUUGUUAAAACACAGACGGUAGACUUAAACACCUUUUGGAAGAACAAUUCAUGGCUUGUAAUUCAUGGCUUGUAUUUUUUUUGUCCUUCCCCCAGCCAGUUUUCAUACUUCUACUAUUGUCAGAUUCUGUAAAUACAGUCAGCAUUUUAAAAUAUUCAUCUUUUUCUUUGGUAAUUUCUAGUAACUAUGAAACAAAUCUGUUGAUGCUAUUAAAAAAAAAAAAAGAAGUGCUUUUUGUAUUUUUAAGAUGUUUAAUGGUAUUCAAGUCAGGGGUUUUGUGCUUUGUCAGUACAGUGUAUACAAAAGAAAAACAGUUUGAACCAAAUCAUUUUCUUUGUAAUAUUUAAAUGAUUUGAUGGAUGGAAAAAAAGACUGGCGGUUACCUGCUUCUUGGUGCUGUUCAUUUCCGGAGCUAAAAGAUCAGCAUCAAAUCUGGCCUCCGUUGCCACGGCACCAAGAAGCACUUAAGCAGUUGGUGCCAUUAGGCGACGUGCGCUACCUCUUCUGUCCUUUUAAUUUUGUUCAGCUGCAGUGAAACUGAUAUCAUCCACAAGGCUGACAGGUCUUUGGUAAUCUAACAACUGAAAUAUUACCAACAGUGUGUUAGAGUUACCACUGGGGUCUGAGUAUGGCCUCUGGUGCUACAUGGAAUCUGGUUGUCAAAAAGUCAAACUUGUUCAAAAGGUUAAAAUAUUAAAAUUUGUUCAGAUCAUGAUGUUAAAUUCCAUUUGCUCUAAAGCAUUGCAGAUGAGUAGUCUGACCUAUAUUUUGAAAAAUGACACUUCAUUGUCACGUUUAAAGGCCUUCAAAGCCCUUUGGACCAAUAAACAUGGACAAGACAAGCAGACUUACUUUUUUUGUGUGGAUCGACUCAAAGAAUAAUGUUGAGUAGGACAAUGUCUCAUUGUUUUAAAUAUCUGUGGAAAAUGUAUUUUUAGCAGAUGAUUUAUGUCCUGGUUGAAAGUGUUCAGUAUUAACUGCUGCCUUGGCUGUCAACAGCUAGGUUUUCAAUGAUGUCACC
Syngnathoides biaculeatus (alligator pipefish) is the source of this 3020-nucleotide messenger RNA. RefSeq names its product ubiquitin-like modifier activating enzyme 2 (gene uba2). Gene Ontology annotation, biological process: protein sumoylation. The record is from RefSeq and is a predicted model, not a curated record. NCBI's taxonomy places the organism in Eukaryota, Metazoa, Chordata, Actinopteri, Syngnathiformes, Syngnathidae. Gene Ontology annotation, cellular component: cytoplasm; SUMO activating enzyme complex. Bases 6 to 1949 code for a protein of 647 amino acids. Gene Ontology annotation, molecular function: SUMO activating enzyme activity. The transcript has 17 exons.